CGCGCAAGUGGCGGCUGCGUCAUUGACAAGUGCGGGCGCUGGUUGUUGGUCACGUGUUGGCGGGGGUGGAGUUGUUCUGGGAAAUUGGGGGAGAGUGCUGGCGGUGGUGACCGGGAUGAUGAGUGAGGAAUGGACUGAGAGUUGGAAGGAUGACGAGUCAGCUUUGGUGCCGAGAGAUGCAACACAGCGCCAUGAAUCAGCAAGAGCUUCCUUUGCUUCCUCUGUGUUUAACAUAAUGCAUGCCAUCAUGGGAAGUGGCAUCCUAGGCCUGGCAUAUGCAAUGGCAAGUACAGGAAUUAUCGGUUUCAGUCUCUUAUUGCUCUUUGUUGCUGUUGUGGCUGCAUAUUCAGUUCAUCUGCUGCUCGUGUUGUGUGAACAAACUGCACUGACUUCCUAUGAAGACCUUGGGUUUUACGCCUUUAAGACAACUGGGAAGGUUAUGGUUGCUGGUGCAAUACUUAUACAAAACAUUGGAGAAAGACUGCAAGGAGAAGCCUGGGAACUACAGACCACUAUGUCAUCUUAUCUGUUCAUAAUAAAGUCUGAACUGCCUGCUGCAAUUGCUGGUUUCCUACACAACAGCUACGAUGGGACUCCAUGGUAUCUUAAUGGACAGAUUCUCCUUCUUGUUACGGUUAUCUUCGUUGUUCUGCCCCUUGCUCUUCUUCCUAAAAUAGAGUUUCUCGGUUAUACAAGUGGUUUGUCCAUCUUGUUCAUGGUCUACUUUACCAUUGUGGUUGUGUUUAAAAAAUGGUUCAUUCCUUGCCCACUGUUUAAUGGCACUGUAAAUUAUGUUCAGAACUUUAGUUCCGAUGAAUGUAAACCAAGGCUUCUACAAAUUUCAACCAAGAGUGCGUAUGCAAUUCCAACAAUGGCAUUUUCAUUUCUUUGCCACACUUCUGUGUUGCCAAUUUACUGUGAACUUAAAAGGCCUUCAAAGAGCAGGAUGCAAAAAGCAGUUAACAUAGGAAUGACUCUCAGUUUUUCGAUCUACAUGCUUUCUGCCUUGUUUGGCUACCUGACAUUUUAUGCCAAUGUGAGCUCUCAGUUGCUGCACAGUUAUAGCCAGUAUCUGCCACGGGACACCGUCAUCAUGUCAGUUAGAAUAUGUAUACUCUUCUCUGUGCUUCUGACAGUGCCUCUAAUCCAUUUCCCACAUCCUGUUAAUGAAUGCCACUAUGCAGAAGUUACAUGUGAGCCUGUGUGGAGCAGCUAGCUUUACAAAUUGUACAAAUAUUUGAGGUACCUUACUCUUGUAGUUCAUCUGAAGUAGGCCGGGCAUUUUUUUUGAAGAUCAAAAUGGCAGAUUUAGGCCUAUUCAUGAGUUUGCAAAAUAUAUAGAGGAAACAAUCUGAUCAGGAUGGACAUCAUCUUACAGGGAUGUUUUUGAUGCACCCUAUUUGAGCUUGUGCUGAGCAAGCGACUCAUGUUCUGUUCACAAGGUUGCCAUUAAGACUAAUCUUAACAUGUGGAACUGUAAGAAUUCCAACUUCUGUGUUGCCAGUGAAGGUAGAUUUGCAGUAGUCAAGAACCCCCUGGCAGAUUUUAACUCCCACAUCAAGGGAUGGGAGCUCAUUUGACUGCUCCAACAAAGUUAAAUUUAGGUGCAGUUUGAAUCCCAUUGAGGCAUAUGAGCAAAUCUUAAAUGCAGCUGCAGAUUCAAAUACAGCAAAUAUGCCAACUACUUGUGGAAAGUAUGCAAGGGUUGGGAGGCUAGGAGUCAUCCCACCCGAAGGGAUGUUUCUCAUGGAUCCCAACAAAGACAAUUGAGAUCUGGGUCAUGAGAUCCUAUGGUUGCAGCAUCUGUUUGAGAAUAUGUGAGGUCUUUAAAUCAACUGUACAAAUUGGUUAGUUCAUCAGUUCAAUCAAUACAGAUUCAAACAUUCGGUCUAGAUUACCAUUUUAUGCUUCAGUGUCUGACGUCCUUCAGUGGUACACUGAAUGGGCCAGCAAUGUUAAAUGAGCCCAAGGAUGUAGACUUGAAUUUCAAUAAUGAUACUAUGGUCCUCACAAAUGAGGAUUAAGUUGAUUAAUUCGUGGAUAAUUACAGGAAGUGUCCCACAGUGAAACAGUCUGGGAAGGGUGUCAAAAGUGACACUAGGCAAGAGGAAACAGCUGAUUCAAUGGAUAAGGUUGUGUAACUAUUCAUACUAUUUAUUUUAUCAGGCAGGACAAGAAUGGAUAUUCUUGGAGUACCUUCUAGUGUGGUGGAGAGGGUUUAAACUAAAAUGGCAGGGAGACAGAUGAGAAGGAAACAAGGGCAAAAACCAAAUUUAAAGGAAAUAAGUGACAUGUAGACUAUUCCAGGGCAAGAGUCAAACAGGCCAUAGUGCACAAGCAUCAAGAAUCUUAACAAGACUAAGGCCUUGCCUUGAUGUGCAGAGCAUUCGCAAUAAAGUGGAUUA
Rhincodon typus (whale shark) is the source of this 2405-nucleotide messenger RNA. It is a transcript of the gene slc38a6, whose product is annotated as solute carrier family 38 member 6. Gene Ontology annotation, biological process: L-glutamine transport; amino acid transmembrane transport. Bases 116 to 1216 code for a protein of 366 amino acids. The transcript has 15 exons. Lineage: Eukaryota; Metazoa; Chordata; Chondrichthyes; Orectolobiformes; Rhincodontidae. The record is from RefSeq and is a predicted model, not a curated record. Gene Ontology annotation, molecular function: L-glutamine transmembrane transporter activity.